CAGUGAACAUUGCGACCGGUGCCAAGAGCGGACGUGUAAUCGUGGUGCGCUCUACCGAACGCCUCGCUGAAAACUUUCUUUAUAAUUAAUAAAAAACACUGUUAAAAAUCGUUUAAUACCUAAAGACAAUAAUUAUUAGUUUUGUUGUCUAUAAUAUUAAGUGAUACGAUGUCGUCGAGUCAUUCGGGAUUAAGCAAAGUGGAGUCUCCCAAGAUGCACGGGACAAAACCUUUGGAUCUGAAUGAUGUUGAAAUGGUCUUCGGCACACCAACCUCUCCCAGGGAUGUUGUCAAACCGGAUGUGCAUCGCAUAAACGAAAGAACCCACGGCAAGGACACGCUCAACACACAUAUCGACGGACACGAGGCGGAAGCCGGACACCCAUCACAGCCGCUGCUGGAGCCUGAGAAGGAGAGACCGAAGCCUCCGCUGGCCGGUCCCGAGGUAGACGACCUGGACGAGGAGAAACCUUCAGACGCGAAUCCCUUCCCUGGCAUCGACGACGGCCUGCUCGAGCCCGGGGAUACGAAACAUGAUGGACCACACGAAGGGAGCGAGGAGAAAAGCGGCGACGGAUCAACGCAUCCUACACACGACGACGGCAUCGGCACAGACGAGGGUAAAUGGCCGUGGCCAGCCACCGACGAGACUGACUAUCCCUACGAUGGUGUGAACGGAUUCGGAAAUAGAUUCAACAUUGACGACCGGCCCGGCUCGCCCUUCCCACCGCCAGGCUCAAUCCCGGACGUGAACACGUACCAGCAGAAAAAGAACCUGGCGCAGGGCAUGAUGGACCUCGCGCUGCUCUCCGCUAACGCCAACCAGAUGCGCUACGUGCUAGAAUCCUCGACCUCUCAUCCUUACUUCUACCCCAGUCUCGUCUUCAUCUCGCUUAGCGUUAUCUUCCAGAUAGCGGUGGGCGUUGGCCUUAUCAUGAACAGCCGGUACGACGUCAAAGACGAGAAGGAGAUCUGUAAAGCUGACAAGAUCAACAAUAUGACAGUCCUCGGCAUCUUUCUCAUCACCAUCGUCAACGUGUUCAUCACCUCGUUCAGUGUUGCCACACCAACCGCAGUAUCGGCGGUCGGCGCGGCCGUGGUGCAGCAGGCAGGAUGAUAACACAAAUA
Molecule: messenger RNA, 1127 nt
Organism: Papilio machaon (common yellow swallowtail)
Lineage: Eukaryota; Metazoa; Arthropoda; Insecta; Lepidoptera; Papilionidae
Gene: NijA
Product: ninjurin-A
Exons: 7
Coding region: 169-1116 (315 amino acids)
Biological process (GO): cell adhesion; tissue regeneration
Cellular component (GO): membrane
Source: RefSeq, a predicted model, not a curated record